Molecule: messenger RNA, 2437 nt
Organism: Ictidomys tridecemlineatus (thirteen-lined ground squirrel)
Lineage: Eukaryota; Metazoa; Chordata; Mammalia; Rodentia; Sciuridae
Gene: Kcnv2
Product: potassium voltage-gated channel modifier subfamily V member 2
Biological process (GO): potassium ion transmembrane transport; protein homooligomerization; action potential
Cellular component (GO): voltage-gated potassium channel complex; membrane
Molecular function (GO): voltage-gated potassium channel activity
Source: RefSeq, a predicted model, not a curated record
GACCUCAGGGGCACUUGUCCAGGCAGGUCUCUCGGAGACAGUAGCAGUGACCAGGCUAAGGACCCUACGACAAUCAGGGUAACAAGCAAGAGAUCUGACUCCAUCAGCCAUGCUGAAACAGACUAACAAGAGGAGAGGGUCUUGGAGCUACAAACCCUGGAGUGCUCUGGAGAGUGAGGACCCUCCAAGUACAGGUACCAACCAACACCGCAGGAGCUCCACAGGGACUCGCUCAGGCUCCCACGGCAGCAUUACGCCAUGGACCGAGGUCAGAUAUAACUACUACAUCGAGGAGGACGAUAGUGGCGGGGAGGAGGAGGAAGAGUGGAAGGACAACCUUGCCAAGGAGGACCAGCAGCCAGGAGAGAUCACCACUGCACAGCUGGAUGGCCAUACAGACACUCCAGCCCACUUGUCCAUGCUGAACGUGAAUGUUGGCGGCCACAGCUACCAGUUAGAUUACUGUGAAUUGGCCAGCUACCCCAAAACACGCCUGGGCCGCCUGGUCACCUCCAUGACCCGCAGCCGCCAGCUGGGCCUGUGUGAUGACUAUGAGGCAAAGACAGAUGAAUACUUCUUCGAUCGUGAUCCAGAUGUCUUCCAGCUCGUCUACAAUUUCUACACAUCAGGGGUUCUGUUAGUGCGAGAUGAGCUGUGCCCUCAAAACUUCCUGGAGGAGCUGGGCUAUUGGGGCGUGAGGCUCAAGUACACACCACGCUGCUGCCGAAUCUGCUUCGAGGAGCGUCGCGAGGAACUGAGCGAACAGCUCAAGAUCCAACGCGAGCUGCGCGCACAGGCUCAGGCGGAGGAGGCUGAAGAGCUCUUCCGCGACAUGCGCUUCUGUGGAGCACAGCGGCGCCGCCUCUGGAACUUCAUGGAGAAGCCCUUUUCAUCUGUGGCUGCUAAGGUCAUGGGGGUGGCCUCCAACCUCUUUGUGCUCAUCUCAGUGGUGACACUGACACUCAACACCGUGGAGGAGAUGCAGCAUCAGGCAGAGGAGGGCACAGGUGGCGACCCGGGGUCCAUCCUGGAGCACCUGGAGGUGCUGUGUGUAGCGUUCUUCACGCUUGAGUACCUGCUGCGUCUUAUCUCCACACCAGACCUGCGGCGCUUUGCGCGCAGUGCCCUCAACCUAGUGGACCUGGUGGCCAUACUGCCGCUUUACCUGCAGCUGCUGCUCGAGGGCUUCACUGAGGAGGUUCAGGGGUACAGCAGGGGCUCAACACAUGAUCAAGACCUAGAGACGGUGGGCCGUGUGGGCAAGGUGGGCCAGGUAUUACGCAUCAUGCGCCUCAUGCGUAUCUUCCGCAUCCUUAAGCUAGCUCGCCACUCCACGGGACUGCGUGCCUUUGGCUUCACGUUGCUCCAGUGCUACCAGCAGGUGGGCUGCCUCCUGCUCUUUAUCACGUUGGGCAUUUUUACCUUCUCUGCAGCUGUCUACUCCGUGGAGCAUGACGUGCCUGGCACCAACUUCACCAGCAUCCUUCAAGCCUGGUGGUGGGCCGCGGUGAGCCUCUCCACUGUGGGCUAUGGAGACAUGUACCCAGAGACCCUCCUAGGCAGGCUCUUUGCCUUCCUCUGCAUUGCUUUCGGAAUCAUUCUCAAUGGGAUGCCCAUUUCCAUCCUCUACAACAAGUUCUCUGACUACUAUAGCAAGCUCAAAGCUUAUGAAUAUACCGCCAUACGUAGGGAGAGAGGAAACGUGGAUUUCAUGCAGAGAGCCAGAAAGAAGAUGGCUGAGUGUCUGGCUAGAAGCAACACACAGCCCACCCCAAGGCAAUAGAAUACUUCAUAGGAUUUGUCUCUGGUAGAUUCCAGGAAUUUUAAGACUUCAUUUGCUCCCUUUGUUAUUAUGAAUGGCAGCAAAAGAACAUGUGGGGCAGACAUACACAAAGGCAUUCAGUUCAUAAAAUUCUAUCUCUAGAAAUAUUCAUUUUGGCCAGAAUGCCUCAUUUUGCUCAUGCAACUGAGUUGCAUGCAAAAACCUAACUUUUCCAAUGAUGCUGAUGUUGAAAAUGGUUUGAAAGGAGCAACAUGUUGGAUUUGUCUUUUAGCUUCUCUUGGCAUCCAUAUUUUUGGAAUUGAGUUCACUUGAGAGAAUUUUCUUAAAGAAAAUGAAGAUGUUUUUGUUCAGUUCAGGGAGACGGAGUGUCACAGCAGGAACUAUGUGAGCUUUGGAGGUAGACCAACCUCUCAGUCAAAAUCCCAGAUCUACCAAACUAUAUGAUUUGAGCCAAGUUACCUUAACCCUCUGAGCCUCAGUCUCUUCAGUUAUAAAAUAUAGGUAAUAGCAACUAUCUUGAGUAUGAGUAUGUAGAUUAGAGACACUUGUAAAUGCUCAGUGAAUGAUAGAUGUUUAAGUUGUUGGAGUGGGUAUUGUCUAAUAAACUCUAGAACAGUGGUUCUCAAUUAAAGGCAGUUUUGCCCCGAGGACAUG